GUUUGGAGCAAGUCGUGGAGGUCCGCUUCCUCCAAAGAAAUUUGGUAAUCCAGGAGAACGUUUACGGAAGAAAAAAUGGGAUUUAAAUGAGCUGCCCAAGUUUGAGAAGAAUUUUUACGUGGAGCAUCCGGAAGUGGCCAGGCUAACUCCGUAUGAAGUUGAAGAGUUACGCAGAAAGAAAGAGAUAACAAUCCGAGGGAUGGAAGGCUGCCCCAAGCCCGUGUUUGCUUUCCACCAGUGUAGCUUUCCACAGUAUGUGAUGGAUGCUUUGAUGGACCAGAACUUCACAGAACCCACUCCAAUUCAGUGCCAAGGCUUUCCACUAGCCCUCAGUGGUCGUGAUAUGGUGGGCAUUGCACAGACUGGCUCUGGGAAGACACUGGCAUACUUGUUGCCUGCAAUUGUUCACAUCAACCACCAGCCAUAUUUGGAGAGAGGAGAUGGCCCAAUUUGUCUGGUUCUAGCACCUACUAGAGAGUUGGCCCAGCAAGUACAGCAGGUGGCUGAUGAUUAUGGCAAAUGUUCAAGGCUGAAGAGUACCUGCAUAUACGGAGGAGCACCCAAAGGUCCCCAGAUCAGGGAUCUAGAAAGAGGUGUGGAGAUCUGCAUUGCUACACCAGGUCGCUUGAUUGAUUUCCUUGAGGCAGGAAAAACCAACCUUCGUCGGUGUACAUACCUGGUGCUGGAUGAAGCAGACAGGAUGUUGGACAUGGGAUUUGAACCCCAAAUUCGUAAAAUUGUUGACCAGAUAAGGCCUGACAGACAGACCCUGAUGUGGAGUGCGACCUGGCCAAAAGAAGUGCGCCAGCUUGCCGAGGACUUCCUGCAGGACUAUGUUCAGAUCAAUGUGGGAAACUUGGAGCUGAGUGCCAACCACAAUAUCCUGCAGAUAGUGGAUGUGUGCAUGGAAAGCGAGAAAGACCAUAAACUGAUACAACUGAUGGAAGAAAUCAUGGCAGAGAAGGAAAACAAGACUAUCAUUUUUGUGGAGACAAAGAGGCGAUGUGAUGAUCUCACUCGAAGGAUGCGCAGAGAUGGUUGGCCAGCUAUGUGUAUCCAUGGAGACAAGAGUCAGCCAGAAAGAGAUUGGGUGCUUAAUGAAUUUCGUUCUGGAAAGGCUCCUAUCCUCAUUGCUACCGACGUUGCAUCUCGUGGGCUAGAUGUGGAAGAUGUUAAAUUUGUGAUAAACUACGACUAUCCGAACAGCUCUGAAGAUUACGUGCACCGUAUUGGCCGUACCGCACGUAGUACCAACAAAGGUACUGCCUACACCUUCUUCACACCAGGAAACCUGAAACAAGCCAGGGAGCUUAUCAAAGUUUUGGAAGAAGCCAAUCAAGCCAUCAAUCCAAAACUGAUGCAGCUUGUGGACCACCGAGGAGGAGGAGGUGGUGGUGGAGGAGGUCGUUCUCGUUACCGAACGAGCAGUUCAGUAAACAACCCUAACCUGAUGUACCAGGAAGAGUGUGACAGGAGGCUCCGGGGAGUGAAAGAGGGCCGGAGAGACUCAGGUGGCUUCAGAGACCGUGAGCGUGGUGAGAGUUAUGCCAACGGAGCCAACAAGACCUAUGGCAGUGCCUACGGGAGCCCAAAUUCUGCUUUUGGGGCAGCACAGAGCCAGUAUGGUUACACUCAAGGGAGCUAUGGAGCAGCUGCCUAUGGCACGAGUGGCUAUGGCACUGCAGAGUACAGUGCUAGUGGCUAUGGUGCCAGCACCACAGCUGCCACCGCUGGGAGAACCUCACAGAGCACUACCCAACAGCAGUAUGCAGGGAUGGUGGGGCGCUCGGGC
Molecule: messenger RNA, 1792 nt
Organism: Nestor notabilis (Kea)
Lineage: Eukaryota; Metazoa; Chordata; Aves; Psittaciformes; Psittacidae
Gene: DDX17
Product: DEAD (Asp-Glu-Ala-Asp) box helicase 17
Exons: 12
Biological process (GO): alternative mRNA splicing, via spliceosome
Cellular component (GO): nucleus; cytoplasm; ribonucleoprotein complex
Molecular function (GO): ATP binding; RNA binding; RNA helicase activity
Source: RefSeq, a predicted model, not a curated record